This is a messenger RNA of Schistocerca americana (American grasshopper), 1359 nucleotides long. RefSeq lists its product as uncharacterized. The transcript has 9 exons. The coding region runs from base 1 to 1350 and encodes 449 amino acids. The record is from RefSeq and is a predicted model, not a curated record. NCBI's taxonomy places the organism in Eukaryota, Metazoa, Arthropoda, Insecta, Orthoptera, Acrididae.
AUGUAUGAGCAGCCGGAGGUGGCGGCUGAAUUUUGCUUCAGUGCAAGCACACCCGCUCGAGAAGUGAAGGGAGUUCAGAGGGCUGUGGAAGUGGGGUGGGAAGAUUGCAGUCUGGACAGGCAAAGACAGCUUUUCAGUCCAGAUUUCUGCGAGCGUGUCAUCAGGCAUAACUUGCUCAUCGACGAGAAGACGGAUGCACCACCACAGCUGGGAUGGAGACCUGUCGCCGAGACGCUCUUCGUAGAUAAGCUGUCGCACAUUUUCUCUCCUGAUUUUAGAGACGCGCUCCAGUACCUUUUGCCGCUAUUCUCAGUGCUCCAAUUCCAGAACCAGGAAUGUGUAUCAUCAACAGGAAAUAUUGGAACAUGCCUGACAGUAUCAGAAUGUGAACAGCGAGGUGGAAUUAUCAAUGGCACUUGUGCUGGGGGCUACGGUGUCUGUUGUGAAUUUUAUGCUACUUGUGGACAAACUGUGAGAGAAAACAACACAUAUUUCAUUAGUGCCAACUAUCCCCAACCUUAUGAUGGAACAGGAGCAUGCCGGUUGCUUGUCAACAAGCUGCGUUCUGAUGUCUGUCAGUACAGGCUUGAUUUUGAUGAGUUCAGAAUAGCUGGUCCUGAGCCUGUAAACAACACCUGCAUUUAUGACCAGUUUCUUGUUACUGGAGGGAGUCCUAUAAAUGAGAUAUGUGGAAUCAACAAAGGCAACCACAUGUAUGUUGAUGCCAAUGAGGGCCAAAUUAGUCCAAUUGCCCUAACGUUUGUAACCAGUGGCCCCACAUUUUCAAGAAGGUGGAAAGUGAGAGUCAGCCAAAUAGCCUGCUCAUCACCGCUUAGAGCUGAAUCAGGAUGUCUUCAGUAUUUUACUGGAGUAACAGGACAAGUUAAAUCAUUCAAUUAUGAUCCAGAAGUUGGCCUACAGUUAUCUAAUCAGGACUACAGCAUGUGCAUUCGACCUGAGAGAAAUUUCUGUGGUAUACAAUAUGCAGCAUGUCCAGAUACAGUAAACAAUAGGACUCAUGCUUUCACACUAACCGACAACACAUUAAGUCCAACUGCAAAUAUACCAGCACGUGUUGCUAGUGCAGGGCCUUAUGCAUGUACAACAGACUGGCUUAAUAUACCAUGUGCAGUAAAUGCUGGACGUAGAUAUCCAGCUCAAUGUGUUGAUCGUAUCUGUGGAGGAACGUUCAGUGCAGAAGUUGGACAGCAGACAGCUUUUGUCUACAGUAGGACAAGACCGUUCCGGCUGGCUUUUCAUACUGACAGCUCUGAAGCUCCAAAUGACAUUGGGAACAGAGGUUUCUGCCUCAACUACAUUCAACAGCCUUGCUCUGCCUUAAAUGGGUGAUUUAUUUUG